Molecule: messenger RNA, 1482 nt
Organism: Oppiella nova
Lineage: Eukaryota; Metazoa; Arthropoda; Arachnida; Sarcoptiformes; Oppiidae
Source: the annotation of a GenBank genome assembly
UUUAAUAUAUUUAUAUUUUUUAUUGGUAUUUAAUUUUGGUGUCCAUAAUGAUUAGUCCACUAAUAAUAAGCAGUGAUAAUAACUCGCGUAAUAAUAAUAGCCAUCCUAUUGCUAGUGAAUUGAUGUCCAGUUAUACCACUUGUGCCGAUCAUUGCUAUCAUAAGUUGCAUACAAUGCAUACCAAGAUGUGUUGCUGGCAUAAGCACUGUACCAAGUUCAGUUAAAUUCGCAAUAAGUAGUAUAUACACGGUGUGUAUAAGCUAUUUGGCUAAUAAUUUUUGAGAUAUACUUUUGAAAAUAGAGUAUAUUUUUGGACACAAACUCUGUUUCAUUGAGUGAACACUCGGUAUAAGACAUAUGAUGUUAAGUGAAUUAAAGGCAACAAUGAGUGCAUCGAAACGUUUAGUACGCUAUGUGUUGAACACUACCGGAGCCGCUGUCAGCGGUGGACACCAUAUGGGGGGCCGACUCAUCAUGACGUCCAGCCAUGAGAUCGAGCCCAAGACCUACACUAAUGGCACGAAUGGACACAAUAAGUACAACACGCAUACCAAUGGCAACGGCAACGGCAACCACCCGUCCCCUACCAACGGACUGGUGGGCCCCGCGACAGGGGGUGCGCUGAAUGGGGUGCCCAGGAAUGGCAAUGGGAACGGUAGUUGCAGUGUUUCCCGAAGUGUUAACUGGUUUUACAAUCAGACGGCUAUAGACAUCGCGGCCGCAAAGGCUGAUAGGGUUAGGUGGGUGCUAAUGGGAACGGGAGGCGCACAUUUACAUAACCAACUCAACUCCAGACUUCGUAAGCUUGUGAUACCGCCAUCGGUGCGAUUAACGCCGGCAACUAUACUAUACUCGGGUAAAAGUCCUGAUGGCAGUCACCUAUUGAGAAGCGCCAUAUACCUGCAAAAGGAGCUACCCGUCCGUAUCGCUCACCGUAUCGCCGGCUUCCGAGCCCUACCAUUCCUCGUGGGCUGUAAUCCCACGAUACUGGCCGUCCACGAGAUGUAUAUCCGGGCCUUUUAUAUGCUCUCUGAGUACCCACCGAUAACGGACAUGGAGUCGGAAAAGGGUUAUUCAAAUCUAUUGCGACAGCUGUUGGACACCCAUAAGAAUGUGGUGACACAACUGGCCGAGGGUUUCCGGGAAUGCCGUAAACAUAUCCAGAACGAGGACUUAGUUCGCCAGUUCCUCGACCAGACCCUCACCUCCCGGUUGGGGAUCCGUAUGCUCUGCGAACACCACUUAGCCCUGGCCUCGGAGGCCGAGGACACCGACGAGAGGGCCAACUUAGUGGGCAUUAUUAACGUAACGAUGCGGCCCCGGGAUGUGGUGGAGAACUGGUGCGACUACGUGAGCAACAUAUCCGACCACCACUACGGCCGAUCGCCACCCUUCAAGAUCAAUGGACACGUGAACGUCCAGUUCCCAUACAUACAGACGCCGUUAGACUAUAUACUGCCGGAGCUGUUGAAGAACGCCGCC